Messenger RNA from Gasterosteus aculeatus aculeatus (three-spined stickleback), 6947 nucleotides. It is a transcript of the gene eppk1, whose product is annotated as epiplakin 1. The record is from RefSeq and is a predicted model, not a curated record. Gene Ontology annotation, molecular function: structural molecule activity; keratin filament binding. Gene Ontology annotation, cellular component: keratin filament; cell junction; membrane. NCBI's taxonomy places the organism in Eukaryota, Metazoa, Chordata, Actinopteri, Perciformes, Gasterosteidae. Gene Ontology annotation, biological process: wound healing; intermediate filament bundle assembly.
UGAGCAGCAGACCAUGUCCACCUCCUCAUCUUCAACCGCCAUGUGCAAACCCCCAGAGUCAAAUGAGGACAGCAGCUCAACUAAGACUACCAUCACCACUGUAGUCAAGGAGACAGUUGAAAAUCAAACCUUCCAUGGAAUCAGAAAGGACGUCACUGCUGCAGAGUUACGUGAAUCAAAAAUCAUCAAUGAGGACCUCUUCAAAAGUCUUACUACUGGGAGUGUCACAGUGACGGAGGUUAGUGAGAUGGAUUCAGUGCGUAAGUACCUUGAGGGGACCAACAGCAUUGCAGGAGUGUACCUGCAGUCUACCAAAGAGACCCUUAGUAUCUAUGAGGCCAAAGGCAAAAGUCUGCUAACUCCUGGUACAUCUCUGAUCCUGCUAGAGGCCCAAGCUGCCACUGGCUUCGUCAUAGACCCAGUCAACAACAAGAAACUUUCUGUAGAGGAAGCAGUAGCUCAAAAGGUGGUCGGCGGUGAGUGGAAAAACAAACUGCUUUCAGCUGAAAGGGCAGUUACAGGAUACAUAGAUCACUACACUGGGAGGAACCAUUUUCCUUGUUCCAGGCCUUGAAGAAGGAUCUAAUUGUCAAAGAUCAUGGAAUUCGUCUCCUUGAGGCACAAAUUGCCACCGGAGGCAUAAUUGACCCAGUCCACAGUCACAGAGUGCCUGUACAGGUGGCAUACCAAAGAGGUUACUUUGAUGAAGAGAUGAACCAGAUUCUGUCUGACCCUGAUGACGACACAAAGAGCUUCUUUGAUCCCAACACAAAAGAGAAUCUCACCUAUCUUCAGCUGAUUGAAAGGUGUAUCAUAGAUCCCGUCACAGGCCUCAGCUUACUGGUGAUUGCAAAGAAAGGGGAGUUGUACUUCUUUGUUGAUGAGGCAACAAAACUCAUUCUGAAAUCCACCACAACAACCAAAGCAGGAGGGAAAUAUCGAGGAGCAACAGUGUCUCUGUGGAAUCUGCUCUACUCCAAGUACAUCACUGAGGAGAAGAGGAGAGAGCUUGUCCAGCAAUAUAAGUCUGGAUCAAUCACAGUCGACCGCUUCAUGGAAAUCAUCCUGACAAUCAUUGAGCAGCAGACCAUGUCCACCUCCUCAUCUUCAACCGCCAUGUGCAAACCCCCAGAGUCAAAUGAGGACAGCAGCUCAACUAAGACUACCAUCACCACUGUAGUCAAGGAGACAGUUGAAAAUCAAACCUUCCAUGGAAUCAGAAAGGACGUCACUGCUGCAGAGUUACGUGAAUCAAAAAUCAUCAAUGAGGACCUCUUCAAAAGUCUUACUACUGGGAGUGUCACAGUGACGGAGGUUAGUGAGAUGGAUUCAGUGCGUAAGUACCUUGAGGGGACCAACAGCAUUGCAGGAGUGUACCUGCAGUCUACCAAAGAGACCCUUAGUAUCUAUGAGGCCAAAGGCAAAAGUCUGCUAACUCCUGGUACAUCUCUUGUGCUGCUAGAGGCCCAGGCUGCCACUGGCUUCGUCAUAGACCCAGUCAACAACAAGAAACUUUCUGUAGAGGAAGCAGUAGCUCAAAAGGUGGUCGGCGGUGAGUGGAAAAACAAACUGCUUUCAGCUGAAAGGGCAGUUACAGGAUACAUAGAUCCCUACACUGGAGGAACCAUUUCCUUGUUCCAGGCCUUGAAGAAGGAUCUCAUCGUCAAAGAUCAUGGAAUUCGUCUCCUUGAGGCACAAAUUGCCACCGGAGGCAUAAUUGACCCAGUCCACAGUCACAGAGUGCCUGUACAGGUGGCAUACCAAAGAGGUUACUUUGAUGAAGAGAUGAACCAGAUUCUGUCUGACCCUGAUGACGACACAAAGGGCUUCUUUGAUCCCAACACAAAAGAGAAUCUCACCUAUCUUCAGCUGAUUGAAAGGUGUAUCACAGAUCCUGUCACAGGCCUCAGCUUACUGGUGAUUGCAAAGAAAGGGGAGAUGUACUUCUUUGUUGAUGAGGCAACAAAACUCAUUCUGAAAUCCACCACAACAACCAAAGCAGGAGGGAAAUAUCGAGGAGCAACAGUGUCUCUGUGGAAUCUGCUCUACUCCAAGUACAUCACUGAGGAGAAGAGGAGAGAGCUUGUCCAGCAAUAUAAGUCUGGAUCAAUCACAGUCGAUCGCUUCAUGGAAAUCAUCCUGACAAUCAUUGAGCAGCAGACCAUGUCCACCUCCUCAUCUUCAACCGUCAUGUGCAAACCCCCAGAGUCAAAUGAAAACAGCAGCUCAACUAAGACUACCAUCACCACUGUAGUCAAGGAGACAGUUGAAAAUCAAACCUUCCAUGGAAUCAGAAAGGACGUCACUGCUGCAGAGUUACGUGAAUCAAAAAUCAUCAAUGAGGACCUCUUCAAAAGUCUUACUACUGGGAGUGUCACAGUGACGGAGGUUAGUGAGAUGGAUUCAGUGCGUAAGUACCUUGAGGGGACCAACAGCAUUGCAGGAGUGUACCUGCAGUCUACCAAAGAGACCCUUAGUAUCUAUGAGGCCAAAGGCAAAAGUCUGCUAACUCCUGGUACAUCUCUGAUCCUGCUAGAGGCCCAAGCUGCCACUGGCUUCGUCAUAGACCCAGUCAACAACAAGAAACUUUCUGUAGAGGAAGCAGUAGCUCAAAAGGUGGUCGGCGGUGAGUGGAAAAACAAACUGCUUUCAGCUGAAAGGGCAGUUACAGGAUACAUAGAUCCCUACACUGGAGGAACCAUUUCCUUGUUCCAGGCCUUGAAGAAGGAUCUCAUCGUCAAAGAUCAUGGAAUUCGUCUCCUUGAGGCACAAAUUGCCACCGGAGGCAUAAUUGACCCAGUCUACAGUCACAGAGUGCCUGUACAGGUGGCAUACCAAAGAGGUUACUUUGAUGAAGAGAUGAACCAGAUUCUGUCUGACCCUGAUGACGACACAAAGGGCUUCUUUGAUCCCAACACAAAAGAGAAUCUCACCUAUCUUCAGCUGAUUGAAAGGUGUAUCACAGAUCCUGUCACAGGCCUCAGCUUACUGGUGAUCGCAAAGAAAGGCGAGUUGUACUUCUUUGUUGAUGAGGCAACAAAACUCAUUCUGAAAUCCACCACAACAACCAAAGCAGGAGGGAAAUAUCGAGGAGCAACAGUGUCUCUGUGGAAUCUGCUCUACUCCAAGUACAUCACUGAGGAGAAGAGGAGAGAGCUUGUCCAGCAAUAUAAGUCUGGAUCAAUCACAGUCGAUCGCUUCAUGGAAAUCAUCCUGACAAUCAUUGAGCAGCAGACCAUGUCCACCUCCUCAUCUUCAACCGUCAUGUGCAAACCCCCAGAGUCAAAUGAAAACAGCAGCUCAACUAAGACUACCAUCACCACUGUAGUCAAGGAGACAGUUGAAAAUCAAACCUUCCAUGGAAUCAGAAAGGACGUCACUGCUGCAGAGUUACGUGAAUCAAAAAUCAUCAAUGAGGACCUCUUCAAAAGUCUUACUACUGGGAGUGUCACAGUGACGGAGGUUAGUGAGAUGGAUUCAGUGCGUAAGUACCUUGAGGGGACCAACAGCAUUGCAGGAGUGUACCUGCAGUCUACCAAAGAGACCCUUAGUAUCUAUGAGGCCAAAGGCAAAAGUCUGCUAACUCCUGGUACAUCUCUGAUCCUGCUAGAGGCCCAAGCUGCCACUGGCUUCGUCAUAGACCCAGUCAACAACAAGAAACUUUCUGUAGAGGAAGCAGUAGCUCAAAAGGUGGUCGGCGGUGAGUGGAAAAACAAACUGCUUUCAGCUGAAAGGGCAGUUACAGGAUACAUAGAUCCCUACACUGGAGGAACCAUUUCCUUGUUCCAGGCCUUGAAGAAGGAUCUCAUCGUCAAAGAUCAUGGAAUUCGUCUCCUUGAGGCACAAAUUGCCACCGGAGGCAUAAUUGACCCAGUCUACAGUCACAGAGUGCCUGUACAGGUGGCAUACCAAAGAGGUUACUUUGAUGAAGAGAUGAACCAGAUUCUGUCUGACCCUGAUGACGACACAAAGGGCUUCUUUGAUCCCAACACAAAAGAGAAUCUCACCUAUCUUCAGCUGAUUGAAAGGUGUAUCACAGAUCCUGUCACAGGCCUCAGCUUACUGGUGAUCGCAAAGAAAGGCGAGUUGUACUUCUUUGUUGAUGAGGCAACAAAACUCAUUCUGAAAUCCACCACAACAACCAAAGCAGGAGGGAAAUAUCGAGGAGCAACAGUGUCUCUGUGGAAUCUGCUCUACUCCAAGUACAUCACUGAGGAGAAGAGGAGAGAGCUUGUCCAGCAAUAUAAGUCUGGAUCAAUCACAGUCGAUCGCUUCAUGGAAAUCAUCCUGACAAUCAUUGAGCAGCAGACCAUGUCCACCUCCUCAUCUUCAACCGUCAUGUGCAAACCCCCAGAGUCAAAUGAAAACAGCAGCUCAACUAAGACUACCAUCACCACUGUAGUCAAGGAGACAGUUGAAAAUCAAACCUUCCAUGGAAUCAGAAAGGACGUCACUGCUGCAGAGUUACGUGAAUCAAAAAUCAUCAAUGAGGACCUCUUCAAAAGUCUUACUACUGGGAGUGUCACAGUGACGGAGGUUAGUGAGAUGGAUUCAGUGCGUAAGUACCUUGAGGGGACCAACAGCAUUGCAGGAGUGUACCUGCAGUCUACCAAAGAGACCCUUAGUAUCUAUGAGGCCAAAGGCAAAAGUCUGCUAACUCCUGGUACAUCUCUGAUCCUGCUAGAGGCCCAAGCUGCCACUGGCUUCGUCAUAGACCCAGUCAACAACAAGAAACUUUCUGUAGAGGAAGCAGUAGCUCAAAAGGUGGUCGGCGGUGAGUGGAAAAACAAACUGCUUUCAGCUGAAAGGGCAGUUACAGGAUACAUAGAUCCCUACACUGGAGGAACCAUUUCCUUGUUCCAGGCCUUGAAGAAGGAUCUCAUCGUCAAAGAUCAUGGAAUUCGUCUCCUUGAGGCACAAAUUGCCACCGGAGGCAUAAUUGACCCAGUCCACAGUCACAGAGUGCCUGUACAGGUGGCAUACCAAAGAGGUUACUUUGAUGAAGAGAUGAACCAGAUUCUGUCUGACCCUGAUGACGACACAAAGGGCUUCUUUGAUCCCAACACAAAAGAGAAUCUCACCUAUCUUCAGCUGAUUGAAAGGUGUAUCACAGAUCCCGUCACAGGCCUCAGCUUACUGGUGAUUGCAAAGAAAGGGGAGAUGUACUUCUUUGUUGAUGAGGCAACAAAACUCAUUCUGAAAUCCACCACAACAACCAAAGCAGGAGGGAAAUAUCGAGGAGCAACAGUGUCUCUGUGGAAUCUGCUCUACUCCAAGUACAUCACUGAGGAGAAGAGGAGAGAGCUUGUCCAGCAAUAUAAGUCUGGAUCAAUCACAGUCGAUCGCUUCAUGGAAAUCAUCCUGACAAUCAUUGAGCAGCAGACCAUGUCCACCUCCUCAUCUUCAACCGUCAUGUGCAAACCCCCAGAGUCAAAUGAAAACAGCAGCUCAACUAAGACUACCAUCACCACUGUAGUCAAGGAGACAGUUGAAAAUCAAACCUUCCAUGGAAUCAGAAAGGACGUCACUGCUGCAGAGUUACGUGAAUCAAAAAUCAUCAAUGAGGACCUCUUCAAAAGUCUUACUACUGGGAGUGUCACAGUGACGGAGGUUAGUGAGAUGGAUUCAGUGCGUAAGUACCUUGAGGGGACCAACAGCAUUGCAGGAGUGUACCUGCAGUCUACCAAAGAGACCCUUAGUAUCUAUGAGGCCAAAGGCAAAAGUCUGCUAACUCCUGGUACAUCUCUGAUCCUGCUAGAGGCCCAAGCUGCCACUGGCUUCGUCAUAGACCCAGUCAACAACAAGAAACUUUCUGUAGAGGAAGCAGUAGCUCAAAAGGUGGUCGGCGGUGAGUGGAAAAACAAACUGCUUUCAGCUGAAAGGGCAGUUACAGGAUACAUAGAUCCCUACACUGGAGGAACCAUUUCCUUGUUCCAGGCCUUGAAGAAGGAUCUCAUCGUCAAAGAUCAUGGAAUUCGUCUCCUUGAGGCACAAAUUGCCACCGGAGGCAUAAUUGACCCAGUCCACAGUCACAGAGUGCCUGUACAGGUGGCAUACCAAAGAGGUUACUUUGAUGAAGAGAUGAACCAGAUUCUGUCUGACCCUGAUGACGAUACAAAGGGCUUUUUUGAUCCCAACACAAAAGAGAAUCUCACCUAUCUUCAGCUGAUUGAAAGGUGUAUCACAGAUCCCGUCACAGGCCUCAGCUUACUGGUGAUUGCAAAGAAAGGCGAGUUGUACUUCUUUGUUGAUGAGGCAACAAAACUCAUUCUGAAAUCCACCACAACAACCAAAGCAGGAGGGAAAUAUCGAGGAGCAACAGUGUCUCUGUGGAAUCUUCUCUACUCCAAGUACAUCACUGAGGAGAAGAGGAGAGAGCUUGUCCAGCAAUAUAAGUCUGGAUCAAUCACAGUCGAUCGCUUCAUGGAAAUCAUCCUGACAAUCAUUGAGCAGCAGACCAUGUCCACCUCUUCAUCUUCAACCGUCAUGUGCAAACCUUCCUUUACACAAGUGAAGUGAAGCUUUAUACAAAUAUUCCUCUUGUUUCUUACCGGCUUCAUCAGUUUUCUCGAGUGGGAUUUUUGUGGGAUUGUUUUUUCUUAAUUACAAAAUAGUUUUACUGUGUUUUCACAGAUGCAUUCCCAGUUUUUAAUUAGGGAAUCAACCAUUUUACAUUUUGAAUACUCAUUGUACCUAUAAUAUUGUGUCGUGUAAUUUGUUGCAACAAUGCAUUCUUUUCUCAGAUGUACGUAGAUAUGAUUUAGCUGAGCAUACUUUUACCUGGCCUAUAGAUCUUAUAAUAUUCAGGCAACAGCUUUUCUCACUGAAAUAUUUUGUUUGUUGAGUAGAUUCUGUGUUGACCUUACCUGGAAGAAAAUAUGUAUUUUUGGAAAACCUAUCUUGCUUCAACUGUCAAUUUUGUGGCCCAAUAAACAAGUGAGAUAAGA